This is a messenger RNA of Pelobates cultripes (western spadefoot toad), 32820 nucleotides long. The record is from the annotation of a GenBank genome assembly. Lineage: Eukaryota; Metazoa; Chordata; Amphibia; Anura; Pelobatidae.
UGAGCAGUGAAAUUGCAGGGGAAUGAUCUAUACACUAAAACUGCUUUAUUUAGCUAAAGUAAUUUAGGUGACUAUAGUGUGACUUUAAAAAAAAAAAAGUGCAUUUUUUUCUCAGGAGCUGACUUAAUUUUUUUCUGUACCCCCAGAUCUUUAUGUUCCAGUUACUUCGUGGUCUGUCUUACUGUCAUCGCAAGAAGAUUCUGCACAGAGACCUUAAACCACAAAACCUCCUAAUUAACGAAAAAGGAGAGCUGAAGCUGGCAGAUUUUGGUGUGUAUAUUCUUGCUCUUUUUUGAGCACAAAACUCAGAGAUCUGUGUGGAUGGCCCUGCUCAAAAAGAGCAUGCAAUAUAUAAGUAGAUAAUACAGUACAAUAUACACACUACUCAAGAUAAUAACUGUAGUGAGAUGUAUACAGAUACUUAACUUAAUUAUUACAGCCUCCCAAGAUCGUUACCCAGAGAAAACGACCUAUUAACAUAGAUAACCACAAGCAACACAGAACUUCGGGAUACGGCUGGACAGUUAAUCUAAAAGAAACACAAAAAAUAUACACAAAAUAGUGAAGUACAAUUAACACAUGGUUUUCCGCUGAAUACAAAUGCACUCACAGAAUGAAGUAGAAUAUAUCGCUCAUAGGGUGCCUCCCCUAGUGGAAUGGGGGGUUGGUAAUCCCUUGGCUCCUUCUUAGGCUUCCUUAAUGAUGCUCAGGACUCCAAACAGGUAAUGGUAGAAAAAAGAUGUAUUUAUUGAUAAAAGGUGAGUAUUCACCAUCAGUAUAAGGUAUAAUAAAAAACGGUAUGGUCCUACGCGUUUCGUUCUGCAAAGAACUUCAUCAGGGACCGUAUAUAAAGAAUAAAAUCAAUAUACAAUUACAGUAUAUAAAAAAACAUCCUAUUCCCCCCAUCCCUGUGUCCUCUUUAAAUAGGGUUAAUCCCCAUGUUCAUUGGUGGUUCCGUGGGUGGUAUCCAGUAUCUGCUAUUCAAUUGGUUCUGGGAAGGAGCUGUUCAGCUGUUUUUCAUCCUCCCUGUGUUACUGUAAUCAAUUUUGGCGCGUUCGGGCGACCGGAACCGGAAGUGGGAAAUGAAUCGCACUUCCGCGUUCCACUUGCGUUCCACAUGCGUUCCACCCGCGGCUGAAAUGCGUUCCACCUUCAUUGUGCCUCAAUGUAAAUAUAUGAUCAGGAAAAAAACAAUAAAAAUACAAUAUAUUCUAUCUGCUGAAGAAAAAAGCAAUAUUAGUAACCUUAUUUACUUAAUAUAAUCAAUCACCAUUAGGUUAUUAUAAUUAAACCGUAUCACACUGUAUUUCUUAAAGUGAAAGGUGCAUUCAAAGUGCACAAUAUAUAUAAUACAUGUACUCCUAUUAUCAACAAAAACAUUAUAUUUCAAGUGUACCAUGCAUGAUUAAACUAUAUGAUAUAUAUCAAUAUCCAUUAAUUAUUAGUAAAUGGUUCAUACCAUAAGAAUUUUUUAAAGAAUAACAUAACAUAAAAAAAUAUAUAUAGAAAUUAUAAUUAAAAAAAGCUAAAUUUUAUAGUGUUCCUAUAGAAAAUCUCCAAUAUUAAGUGGAGUUACACAUAUAUCUAAUAUCCCAAGUGGUUGUGUUUUGCCCAUUGAUUAAUAAAUGUAUACAGGACAAUUUAGCCAUAUAUUUACUUUUAUAUAACCCAUAUGGAGGAGGAAAGGUUGUAUUUUAGUCAGAAUCAACAUCAUUCAUAGAAUAAUGAUGUAUAAGGAAAUGAAUGUAUGUAUAAAUAAAAAUCAAUUUUGGAUUCUAAUCCAAAAAACAAACUAAAUCAAUACCAAUAUUGAGGCCCCUCGGUUCUAGAGUAUUUAACCGGUGUAUCCAGAAAGUCUCCCUUUGGGAUAGUUUCUGGAUUCUAUCACCCCUUCGCCAGAAUGGAAAAACUCUUUCAAUGCCCAUAAAGAUAAAAUCCCGAAAAGUAAAUAAUGGGCAAUUAGAACAAUGGGCCGAAACUGAAUGAGUUUGGAGUUUCUUCUUGAUGUUAUUCAGAUGUUCAAGUAUUCUGACCUUUAGAAUCCUCUUUGUACGCCCCACAUAUUGUUUGCCACAGGGACACUGUAGUAAAUAAACCACAUAGUCCGAGUGGCAACUAAUUUCAGAUUUCACCUUGAAUGUUUCCCCUGUGACGUUACUAUGGAACAACUGUAUUUUGGACAAUGAUGUAGUGAUACAGGCCUUACAGAUUCCACAGCCUCUAAAAAAACCACUAGUAGGAGAAGAAUGGAUAUUAGGAGGUUUAAUAGCGUAGCUAGGAGCCAGUAGGUUCUUAAGAUUCUUAUUCUUUUUAUAGAUCACCAUAGGGCGAUCCGAUAAAGACUCUCCCAAAACUGGGUCCUGGAGUAGAAUGGGCCAGAAAUCCUGCAAACUUUUUUUGAUUUUAUGAUGAUCGGUAUUGUAUUGAGUUAUAAAAGAUGAUUUAAAGUUUUUAUUAUUUUCAUUUGUACUGCCCUUGUCUUCUAAUAAUGAACUACGUUGUACCGAGCUGAUGGAACGGAUUUCUUUGUCCAAAACAUUUCUUUUAUAACCUCUAUCCAUAAGCUUUUUCUUAAUAUAUAGUGAUUGGGUCCUAAAAUCCUGAGGAUUAGAGCAAUUACGUCUGACACGUGUAAACUGACUUCUAGCUAUGCCCCGUAACCACGGUUUGUGGUGACAGCUACGUUGGUGUACGUAGCCGUUACCAUCUGUGGGUUUGAAGAAACAUUUGGUCUGUAUUUGUUCUUGAUCACAGAAAAGGACCAGGUCCAAAAAAUGAAUUUCAUAUUUAUUCCAGUAUGGAAUAAAUAUGAAAUUCAUUUUUUGGACCUGGUCCUUUUCUGUGAUCAAGAACAAAUACAGACCAAAUGUUUCUUCAAACCCACAGAUGGUAACGGCUACGUACACCAACGUAGCUGUCACCACAAACCGUGGUUACGGGGCAUAGCUAGAAGUCAGUUUACACGUGUCAGACGUAAUUGCUCUAAUCCUCAUGGUGCGUGGAGUAAUCCUGUAAGGCACAGUAUUGUGAAGCGAUAGACAGGCAAGAGUAGAGGAAAUAUAUUUUUAUAUCUAUUCACUGAAAAGCAAUUCUUUUAGAACAAUGCAUUAGUCCUUACAUACAACACUCAGCCACUACACACACUCUCGUGCACAUAGUCUUUUUUGGAUCUGGCCUACACAGGCUAUUUGUCUGACUUGUUGUUCAUUCUCAAUUUUCUCUUGUGCUUUGUUUUGAUUUGUUAGCAAAUGUCUUAGGUUCCCCACUAGAUGAUAGGAUAAUGCAGACAUGGACCCCAUGCUCACAAUGCCUAAAGAGGUGUCGGCUACAGUACACUGACAAGGGUCGGUGAUGAGUCAAAUGAUUGUCUGUGGUUGCUGAAUUUCUCAUGCAGAGGGACCUAGCCAUGAUUUCAGAUCUGGACUGCUAUUUAGAGUGGGAUUAAUCUGAUAUCAAAUGGUUCAGCGUCUCUCUGUAAUGGCAGUUGAGCAAAACAUUAGUUUGAGAAUGAAGCAGGAUCCCAGUAAAGCGAAAACUAAUUGAGUAGUCGUUGCACUCUUUUUUGGUUUGCUUUUUCAUAAAUACAUUACUAUAUCAGAAUAAAAUCUAUUUUGCGUGCUCUAGACCUAUUUCAAUAUGCAGUUAACCUGCCAUACUGUUUGGAAUGGCCCAAAGUGAAAACAAUUUAAGAGAUUUGUGCUUCAUUUUAGGUAAAUAACCAUUGUUAACAUUAAGUAAGAAGUAGUGCUUAUUGACAUUACACACACAUUAACCAUAACAUGCUAAUACUGUUAAUGGUAAAACAGCUAUGGAUCAAUGCAAUCAGUAUGACUAUAUUUCCAAAGUAGCGUUUAUUAUUUAGCUUUUGUUGUUUUUUCAACUUGCUUUCAAAAACCAUAGUUUUCAUGCUGUUUUAACUUAAGAAAGCUACUCUUUCAGCUCCAUCGCAGUGCCCUCCUGUGUUGGCAAUCAACCGUGCAGCCCACAGCCCCUCCACUAUCCAAAGUCCUCCCACCAGGCACUGGAGAAUUCACUAUCAAAGAAAGGUUAACAACAGUGGCAUGAGAGAAAAUAGGAGAAAAACAUACAGCCUGUGGGAAGUACUGACGCUGGCGGAUGCAGUGAGGGCUGCUUGAUUGAGUAAAGAAUGGAUUUACAAAUGGGCACAUGCUGAUUGCAUUGAUCCAGCACUGUUUUAUGUCAAUAGUAAAGAGUGUGGGUAAAUUAGUAAGUUCACAUCAUCUGAACUCUGUAAAUUUUCUAUCUAAUAAAUAUGGCAACCUUAUUUAUAGGAAGCAAUGGGUUUACAAGACAAUGCUUAAUGAGAUAAUGCCCUUUCUAGAAAAUCUUGUAUAUCUUACUUUUUAUACAUAGUUACAUAGCUGAAAAGAGACUUGUGUCCAUCAAGUUCAGCCUUGCUCACAUAUGUUGUUGCUGUUGAUCCAAAAGAAGGCAAAAAACCUAGUCUAAAGCGCUUCCAAUUUUGCCACAAACUAGGAAAAAAUUCCUUCUUGACCCUAAAAUAGCAGUCAGAUGUCUCCCUGGAUCAAGCAGCUAUUACCCCACUAAUUAGAAAUUAUAUGCCUGUAUGUUAUGUUUUUGUAAGUAUUUAUCCAAUUGCAGUUUAAACAUCUGUAGUGACUCCAUAUCUUUAUUGCUCUUACUGUAAAAAAAACUCUUCUUUGCCUUAGAUGAAAUCUCCUUUCUUCCAGCCUAAAUGUGUGACCUCGUGUCCUAUGUAUAGCCCUGUUUAUGAAUAGAUUUCCAGAUAAAGGUUUGUACUGGCCACGAAUAUAUUUGUAUAAAGUUAUCACAUCCCCUCUCAGGCGCCGUUUUUCCAAACUAAACAGAUUUCAUUUUUUUAACCUUUCUUCAUAACUAAAAUGCUCCAUUCCUUUUAUCAAUUUUGUAGCUCGUCUCUGGACUUUUUCUAGUGCCAUGAUAUAUUUCUUUAGAACAGGCUCCCAAAAUUGCACAGCAUAUUCAAGGUGUGGUCUUACCAGCGAUUUAUAAAGAGGCAAAAUUAUAUUUUCAUCCCGAGAAUUUAUGCCCCUAUUUAUACAUGACAAAACCUUACUGGCCUUAGCAACUGCAGAUUGACAUUGCAUAUUGCUGUCUAAUUUGUUGUCUAUAACAAUUCCCAAAUCCUUCUCGUGUGUGGUUAUCCCUAAUUCACUACCAUUUAGUGUGUAAGUUGCUUGUGCAUUCUUAAUCCCGAAAUGCAUAACUUUGCAUUUCUCUACGUUAAAUUUAAUAUGCCAUUUUAGUGCCCAGUCCCCCAAAUCCAAAUCUCUCUGUAGCAAAGAAAUAUCCUGCUCACAGUUUAUUACUUUACAAAGUUUCGUGUCAUCUGCAAACACUGAUACAUGGCUUUCAAUGCCUAUUUCAAGAUCAUUUAUAAAUAUGUUAAAUAGAAGUGGUCCCAAAACAGAACCCUGAGGGACACCAUUUACCACUUUUGUCCAGCCUGAAAAUUUACCAUUACUUACAACUCGUUGUACUCUAUCCUUAAGCCAGUGUUCUACCCAAGAACAAGAAUAUUCAUCUAGACCAAUUUUUUUUAGUUUGAAGACUAACCUAUUGUGAGGAACCGUAACAAAUGCCUUGGCAAAAUCCAAGUAGAUCACAUCCACUGCAACACCCUGAUCUAUACUUCUACUUCUUCGUAGAAUGCAAUUAGGUUAGUUUGACAUGACCUAUGUUUCAUAAAACCAUGCUGAUUAUUGCUAAUAACAAAGCUCUUCCCAAUGAAUUCAUGAAUAUUAUCCCUUAAUAGCCCUUCAAAUAUUUCCCCAGUUACAGAAGUUAAGCUCACAAGUCUAUAAUUUCCAGGCAAGGAUUUUGAACCCUUUUUAAAUAUAGGAACAACAUCUGCCUUCCUCCAAUCCUCCGGUACAACACCUGAAACAAAAGAAUCUUGAAAAAUUAAAUAGAGGUUCACUUAUUUCCCCACUUAGCUCCUUAAGUACUCGUGGGUGAAUACCGUCAGGCCACAGAACUUUAUUUACCUUAAUUUUCUUUAAAGCUGUAGCACCUUGUCUCGAGUUAUCCAAUCACAAGUUAUUUGCAAGUUUUUUGCAACAAUCAUUUGCAUAUCUCUUGCCAUAGGAUCCUCAUUAAUAUAUACUGAAGAAAAUAGUUAUUUAAAAUUUCUGCUUUUUCCUGGUCUUCAUUAGCUAAUAAACCCAACUCUGUUUCCAGUGUACCUAUACUUUCAUUUUUUGUUUUUUUAGAAUUGAUGUACUUGAAAAAAUGUUUGGGGUUGGUUUUGCAUUCUUUAGCUAUCAAUUUCUCAUUUUCUAGUUUAGCCACUUUAAUUGCCUUUUUGCGUUAUUGGCUUCCUUAUAUCUUAAAUAGGAUGCCUCUGAUUUGUCCGAUUUAAUGCUUUAAAUGCCCUUUUCUUAUUUUUAAUCUCUUGUUUUACUUUUCUACUAAGCCACAUUGGUUUUUAAUUUGUUUCUUUUAUAUUUAUUACCCAAUGGUACAUACUGAGAAAUGUACCUUUCUAAUAUUUGUUUGAAUAGUUUCCAUUUAUCCUCAGUGUUUUUAUCACUAAGGAGUUUAUGCCAGUCGAUAUGUUGUAGAGCUGCCCUAAUCUUAUUGAAAUUGGCUUUUUUUAAAUUAUAUGUUUUAGUAUACCCCACUUGCUUUUGAUUUUUUGAGUUUAUUUCAAAAUUUACCAUAUUGUGAUAACUAUUUCCCAAAUGCUCCUCUACUUGAAUGUUGGUUAAAAGAUCCACAUUGUUUGUUAUGACGAGAUCCAGACAAGCAUCCUUUCUAGUUGGUGCUUGUACCAGUUGUGACAUGAAGGUGUCAUUUAACACAUUCAAAAACCUGAUUCCCCUUGCUGAAGUACUAAUCCCUCUAUCCCAAUUUAUGUCUGGGUAAUUAAAAUCUCCAAUAAUUAACGUGUUACCUUGAUUUGCAGCUUUCUCAAUUUGCUCUAACAGCUGUUCUUCCUCAAUAAUAUUUACAUUAGGUGGUUUAUAACAUAUCCCAACCAAUAAUUGAUUUCCCUUUGUUUGCCCCAAGCAGAUAUCUACCCAUAAAGCCUCCACAUUUUCCUCGUCACACUCCACAUGCCUAAGAUUUGACUUUAACUCAUGGUUGACAUAUAAACAUACCCCACCACCCUUCUUAUUUUUCCUAUCCUUCCUAAAUAACGUGUACCCAUUUAAAUUAACUGCCCAGUCAUGUGUCUCAUCCCACCAUGUUUCUGUUAUGCCUAUUAUAUCAUAUUGUUUAGUGUAUGCUAUUGCCUCUAGUUCCCCAUUUUGUUAUAUAGGCUCCUUGCAUUAGUAAGCAUACAUUUAAUAUUAUCAUGAGUCUUUUGUACUUUUUGUGAAUUAUCAAUAUUACAUACCUCCUCUGUUCUGAGCUUUCCCCUCCCCCUAUCUCCACCCCCUUUGUUCUGAGCUAAAGCCCAUCUCCUUUCCAUCCUAUCUCUAUUUUCUAGAUUGCUUUGACCCUCCCCCCCACCACAAGUUUAAAAUCUCCUCCAACCUUCUAGCCAUCCUAUUCCCCAGCACAGCACACCCUCUUCCGUUUAGGUGCAAUCCAUCAUGACUAUACAAGCGCAAAAUCGGCCCAGUGCUCUAAAAACCCCAAACCCUCUUUCCUGCACCAAGACUUUAGCCACGCAUUGACCUCUCUAAUCUCCCGCUGCCUUUCUGCUGUAGCGCACGGCACAGGUAAUAUUUUUGAAAAAAUUACCUUGGAGGUCCUUUUCUUUAGCUUAUAGUUUGAUCAAAAUGAGUGUUUGCAUGUUUGUUGAUAAAAUGGUACCCAGGCCCCCUUCUACCAUGCACAUAUUGCACAUAGUUAUAUAGUUUCUAGGUUUGAAAGAGACUAAAGGCUCAAGUUUAACCAUGAAGCCUAAUUUUUAUAUUGUUUAUUCAAAAGAAAGCAAAUUAAAAACCAUAAACAUCUUACCACGUGUCCUCUACCUAUUUCAGGCGCUCUCUCUUUGGAUCCCUACAGUGUACUUCACAUCCCUCCGAUCGUUAAUGAUAAAUUACAUGUGGGGCUCCCAACGCCCUAAACAGCUAUACCAGAUAUUGACGAAACCAAAAACGGAAGGGGGGUUGGCAGUUCCUGAGUUUCUCUUAUACUACCAUGCAACCCACCUGCAAAGGGUGAUGGAAUGGGCUAAGGACUGGGUGGCUAAGGGUAGACCAUACACAUGCGUCUUGCCUCAAUGCCAGGUCCAAGUUCGUCACAUGUUCAGAGGGCGUAACCUUAGGAAACUGGACCUUCUUACACAAACUCAAAUAUGAACAGUUGAGCAGGUUCCUCAAGCAGAUCCCACAACAACCUGACUUACAUAGGACACUGACCUCUUUUGAAUGACAAUGCACUGACCCUCGCCCUGACCCGCAGCCAAAUGCUGUAUCCUUAUUGUAUUCCUCACUUCAUACACAAUUGAACAUCCGAGCUCCUGGUUACAUGGGGAAGUGGGGGAUCGCCCUGGGGGAAACCUUUACAGUAAACCAAUGGGGGAAGAUCUGUGAUUUGGUACAUCACUGCGUGCUAGCUAGCAAAACCCAAGAAACAGCAUUUAAAGUCCUUACACUCUGGUACAGAAUGCCUCACCUUCUCCAGAGCAUUGAUCCUGCUCUGGAUGGGGACUGCUGGUGAUGGCUGAACUGCACUAGACAACUUCCUGCACAUCUGGUGGGACUGCCCUAAAAUUAGGCCCUUCUGGUUGGUGAUUAACACAAUCCUACAUAAAUUCUCUGACAACCUCCCACCCUUCUAACCAGCCCAUUUUCUUCUACAUCACACCACCACCCCAACAGCUAUAUACAAAAAAAUUAAUGUCCAUCCAAAUCUUAAACUUAGCUAAACAAGUAGUCCCUCUCUACUGGAAAAAAGAGACACCCAUUCCCAGUGGCGUACACAUGACCCAUGGGGCCCCGGUGCCAAAAUUGAUCUGUGGGCCCCCCCACGCUUACUCGGCGCGGUUCGGGGCUGCAACACAUGGCGGCGGGCACCUGGUCGCAGGGGUUGCAGGGCUGCGACCCCGCGACCACGGUAUGCACACACACUUAAAGGACCACUACAGACAACCAGAUCACAUCAGCUCAAUGAAGUGGUCUGGGUGCCAGGUCCCUCUAGUUUUAACCCUGCAGCUGAAAACAUAGCCGUUUCAGAGAAACGGCUAUGUUUCACUGAGGUUAAUCCAGCCUCUGGUGGCUGUCUCAUUGACAGCUGCUAGAGGAGCUUCCGCGAUUCUCACUGUGAAAAUCACAGUGAGAAGACACUGAACGUCCAUAGGAAAGCAUUGAGUAAUGCUUUCCUAUGGGCGGUUUAAAUGCGCGUGCGCCUCUUGCCGCGCAUGUGCAUUCGGAGCUGAGAGGCCAAGGGAGUCCGACCCUGGAGAAAGGUAAAUGCUGAAGACACACACUCUCACGAACAGACGCAUACACACUAGCUAACAGACACACAUAUUUACAGACAGAGACACACUCAGCGAUAGACAUACAUACACACUCACUUACAAAACAUACACUUUCACUGACAAACACACACUUACUAACAGACAUCAAACACACUCAGUAACAGACACACACAGUAACACACUCACUAGCAGACACACACCCAAUAACAGACACACUCACUGACACACACACUAACACAAACACUAACACACACACUAUCACACACACACAAACACUAACACACACACACUAACACAAACACUAACACACACACAAACACACUAACACACACACAAACACACACACACACACACACACUAACAGACACACAAACACACACUCACACACACACUAACACACACUUUUUUUUAAAUUUAAUCCCCCCAGCCUCCUUACCUUUAGGGAUGCCGGCGCCGGAAGAUGACGUCAUCUUCCGGCUCCGGUAUCAGUGCGGUGCACGAGGGAGCUGUAGAGGAAGCACUCAGGGGAGAGUGCUCCCUCGCGCGCCGGCCACCCAGACAGCCAGCCCGCCGGGUGUCAGCAGGGCCAGCCUCGGGGGCCCUGAGGUGGCCGCCUCCUGGGCCCCCCAGGAGAAGAGGCUGGCCCUGUGGGUACAUACCGGGUCGCAGGGGUGGCCGGGCCCCCUGGUGGGCUGGGCCCGGUCGCAGCCGCGACCCCUGCGACCCUGGUAUGUAUGCCACUGCCCCCUCCGCUGACAUUGUGGUUCAAUAGAAUGGAAGUGCUGAGACAGCUCGAAUAACUGACAUUCAUGGCCCAAGGACACACCCAGACUUAUGCAGACAUCUGGACUCAUUGGCUGACAGUCGCAUAUCAUGUAUGUCCUGCUGACAUACAGGACUGAUGGCCCGGUGGGAUGAGUGGUCAAGGGUUGAACAGGGAGGAACAGAGGAGGUCCUUUUAUCCUAACAUUCCAAAUUCCAAUUGGUGGGGUAUCCAAGCCAUGGGAGCAGCAAGGGAAGCCUCUAGUACAGGCUAACCUUGUGGUUAGGGAAUUAGCUAGACAGACACACAAACAACCUGUUAUAAUCUGAGGGAAUGGUUCACCGGAACGUAGAUCACUCCUGAAUAUAUAAGAACGUUUAACUUGUUUAUUAUGCUACGUAAUUGGAUUGUGGACGUCACAGUCCUUGUUUAUCUCUGUUAUUUGCUAACCCAGCCCUUCGUGGCUGUCAGACAACUGUAACUUGGGAAAAAAUGGUCUAACUGUGAACUCUUGUAUAUUACGUGAUUGUUUCUGCUUAAUGAACAGUGACCAAUAAAAAAAAAACAAAAAAAAAACAAUUGUAGCCAUUUCCAAUUAUGCCAUAAAAAGGGAAAAAAAUUCCUUCUUGAUUCCAUAAUGGCAAUUUAGAUUUCCCUUUGGAUCAACAACCAGUUUACAUACAUAUCAGUUAUAUCUUUGAAUAUUCUGUUUAUAAGAAAAAAGUAUCCCAGCCUUUUUUUUUUAGAACUAUCUAUAGAAUCUGAUAAGACAACCUCUUUAGGCAGAGAAUCUUUACACCUUUAUUGUUCUUACGGUAAAGAGCCCUUUCCUUUGCCAUAAGUGAAAACACCUUUCUUCCAGUCACAGUGGGUGACCUCUUGUGCGCUGUAUAUUCCUGCUAAUAAACAGGUUAGCUCAUAGCAGUUUGUAUUGGUGUUGUAUAUAUUUGUAUAGUGCUAUCAUUUUUUCUAAAGAAAACAAAUCCAGUCCUUUUAACCCCUUAAGGACACAUGACAUGUGUGACAUGUCAUGAUUCCCUUUUAUUCCAGAAGUUUGGUCCUUAAGGGGUUAAAGGAUCACUAUAGUGUCAGAAAAACAAAGUGGUUUUCCUGACACUAUAGUGCCCUGAGGGUGCUCCCACCCUCAGAGUCCCCCUCCCGUGGCGCUGAAGGUGUUCUCUCCUCCCCGUCCGACGUCAGCUCCCUAGUGGAGCGUAAUGCGCAUGCGCGGCAAGUACCGCACGCGCAUUCAAAGAGUCCAUAGGAAAGCAUUUCUCAAUGCUUACCUAUGGACGCUCUAAGCGAUGGAUGCGAAAUUCGUAUCCAGCGUCGCAAAUUCGCCUCUAGUGGCUGUCCGGAAUACAGCCACUAGAGCCUGGAUUAACCCCAUAUGUAAACAUAACAGUUUCUCUGAAACUGCUAUGUUUGCAUCUGAAGGGUUAAAACCUGAGGGACCUGGCACCCAGACCACUUCAUUGAGCUGAAGUGGUCUGGGUGACUAUAGUGUCCCUUUAACCUUUCCUAAUAACUAAUGUUGUCCAUCCCCUUGCUAAUUUUGCAGCUGCACUUUUUCUAUUUCUACAAUAUCCUUCUUUAAAACAGGUGCCAAAAUUGCACCGCAUAUUCAUUGUGGGAUCUUACCAUUGAUUUAUGAAGGGGCAAAAUUAUAUUUUGAUCACGUAAAUCAAUACCCAUUUAUCUAAAUUAAACACUGUAUUCACUUAACAGCAGACCGGCAUUGCAUACUGUUGCAUAGUUUGUGAUCUGUAACUGUUCCCAAAUCCUUUUCAUUUAAUGUUAUCACUAACUCAAUCCCAUUUUAUGCUGUUAAAGUGGUUUAUCCACACUUAUCCUUUAUAAAAACCCAGACAAAUAUGUUACAUGCUAAGUGGCAGAUUAUUAUAGUGAAAUGUUUACGUAAUAGACUAAAAAAGUUGAGUUGACUAUUCUAUAUUUUGCUAAUGUUUUGCUAGAUGUUAAUUAAAACAAAAUAUGGAAUGUGCAUUUCUGUGUGUGUGAGUAUGUAUAGACAUAUGUAGAACAUAAAUAUAUGCUUUGAUAAAUCUCUGACUAUUUGGAGAAAUACCACGUUUCAUGUUUUUCAGUUGUUUAACAAUAAAGACAGCAUGUCUGAAACAUUACUGUAAUUCAUUUUUACAGGCCUUGCGAGAGCCAAGUCCGUGCCCACUAAAACAUAUUCCAAUGAAGUGGUGACACUAUGGUACAGACCCCCAGAUGUCCUUUUGGGCUCUACAGAGUACAGUACACCCAUAGACAUGUGGUGAGUGAAGGGUGAUAAAGGGAGACAAGUGAUUUCUAAAAUGUACAACUACUUGUGUCAUUCAAGGAAUUUACAAUCUUAUAUUCGCUAUCAUAUGACACACACGAUGGCUACCAAUGAGCUCUUAAUUAUGUCUGUUUGAUUGCAAUCUAACUAUUUUCAUACCAUUUUUACCAUUAUCUGGUGAAAAAGGAUUCUAUCCCUUUCGUUAAAGGACCACUAUAGUGCCAGGAAAACAUACUCGUUUUCCUGGCACUAUAGUGCCCUGAGGUGCCCCCACCCUCAGGGUCCCCCUCCUGCCCGGAUCUGGAAAGGGGUUAAAACUUACCUUUUUCCAGCGCUGGGCGAGGAGCUCUCCUCCUCUCCGCCUCCGAUCCUACCCGUCGGCUGAAUGCGCACGCGCGGCAAGAGCUGCGCACGCAUUCAGCCGGUCACAUAGGAAAGCAUUCAUAAUGCUUUCCUAUGGACGCUUGCGUGCUCUCACUGUGAAAAUCACAGUGAGAAGCACGCAAGCGCCUCUAGUGGCUGUCAAUGAGACAGCCACUAGAGGAAAUAGGGAAAGGCUUAACCCAUUCAUAAACAUAGCAGUUUCUCUGAAACUGCUAUGUUUAUGAAAAAAUGGGUUAACCCUAGCUGGACCUGGCACCCAGACCACUUCAUUAAGCUGAAGUGGUCUGGGUGCCUAGAGUGGUCCUUUAAAGGCAAGUUUUGGUGAUCACAACCUUGUUGCAGUUUAGUUAUCAACACUUGUUGGGGACCAUGAAACACUUUCAACAGUACAAAUCACUUGAAUAUACAUUUUCUAACAAAUAACCAUAACCCCAAAUUAUGUUAUAUUGUAAAUAAAACACCUUCCCUGAACAGACAGCAUUACCUUAAUCCUUAUUAACCAAUUACACUAAUUAAAAGGCAAAAAAGCUCUGUUACUAAAAUCUAAAAUAGAAAGAUCAAUAAUAUAAAUGCACAUGCACACAAUAUCUGAAAAGUUAAUUUAGAGGUACCUUAAAGGACCACUAGUGCCAGGAAAACAAACGUGUUUUCCUGGCACUAUAGUAUUAAUAGGUCAUCGUGUGUCCCCCACCCUCAGGGUCCCCCUCCCGCCGGGCUGAAGUGGGAGGAAGGGGUUAAAUCACUUACCUUUCUCCAGCGCCGGGCUCCCUCGGUGCUGGGGACUCUCCUCCUCCUUCGGACGUCAUCUGCUGAAGGCGCAUGCGCGGCAAGAGCGGUACCCAGACCACUUCAUUGAGCUGAAGUGGUCUGGGUGCCUAUAGUGGUCCUUUAAUGAAAUUCACACACUGUUCUGAUUUAGCAUGGAGCAUAACACCUUAAAUCAGAACUAUCACAUCUUUGAAAAUCACCUCUAACUUGUGUUAAUGUUUUUUUUAAUGUAAUUGGAUCUUUUCUUUUAAAUUAUAUAGAGAUUUAGCAAAUUAUAUGACAAAUCCAAUUCAGUGCAGACAAGGCACUCAAUACAAAUGAUAAAAACAGAAACAUAGUAUUCAUUUUUCCUCAACUCUUCCACUACUUAUGUUCAAUGGCAGUAAAGGGCAAUCUUUCUAAGAAAGAUCGAUGGGGUGCACAGCUCUAAAUGUGUAACAAUAAAGAUGUUACUUGAAUGAAAUUGUUGGAGAGGUUUUUUCCCACCAUAACUUUAUUCAUGAUUAACAAAAAUAUAAAAAGCAAAAUAGGGUGCAGGGUGUGUAGCAGCAUGCACUGUCUCUGAUGGGCAGUAUUUCACAAGAAUUAAAAGUGCUAUAUUUUUAUCAGUGUGAUUUAGUCCUAUUUAUAUUUUUAAACCCAUAAAAACUUUAUAGGUUUUCGAUCAACUCCAAGCAGCAAAAUCAUUUAUAGGAACCAAUGGGUUUAUGAGACUAAGAACGGAAAAUGCUUAAUAAUCUGAAAUAAUGCCCUUUUUAGAGAAUGUCAUGGAUCUUAAUUUUUGUAGUUUGAUCUUCAACACAUUUUACGUGAAAAUUAGUGUUUGCGUGUUUGUUGAUAAAACAGUACCCAUGCCCAUGCCCUUUCUACCACGCAAAUAUCACACAUAAUUACAUAGUUGUCUAGGUUUGAAAGAGACUUAAGUCCAUUAAGUUCAUCCAUGAAGCCCAAUUUUUAUGUUGUUUAUCCAAAAGAAAGUAAAGUUUAGAACUGUACAGGCAUCAAUCAUAAAUCUUUUGCGAAAAUAAACUUUUACUGCAGUAAAUUUAAGGGAUUGGUAUUUUACUCACCCUGGUGUGAAUUAAAAGAGGCUUAUUAAAUUGUAUCUAUGCUUUUCAUAGCAAUACCAUGAAUAUGGGUCUUUCUUACAGGGGAGUUGGCUGCAUCUUGUAUGAAAUGGCUACGGGAAGGCCUAUGUUUCCUGGUUCCACUGUAAAGGAAGAAUUGCACUUAAUUUUCAGGCUGCUAGGUAAGACUGCACUAUUCUAAUUUACCACUGGAUGGUGCUAGAGCAUGCAGUUUAACCAUGGAUGGCUUUAGAACAUGUUUGAUCUGAAAUAUUAUAUUGAGAUUUCUCUUGUUAUCAAGUAUCAGAAUAAAAAAAUAUAUUAUUAACAUUAUCAAUGUAAUAAUGUAUACUUUAACAAAAAUGUAUUUCUUUAUUUUGAGUGUGCAGAUGGGCUUACACAAUUGAAUAGAGAUAUUUGGUGCAUAAUAAAAUGAGCGAUUACAGACUGAUAAUUAGAGCACUGAACACUGAGCACUCCUAACAAGCUGCACAUUUUUAAGGGGUAAAGUAAUAAUCAAGAAACACAGGCUAGUCAUUAGUGAUAAUGCUCUAAGAAGAUAGGUAAAAAUGCUUAAAACUGGCUAAACGUAAGGUUAGCUAGACAAAAGACAAAGGCUAUUGGUAUUAAAUUAAAUGCUAAUAAUGAACAUGCUAGACCACCGGGACUGCACUCAGUAUCUUUUUGGUGUAGCUAUAUGAGUUUAUACAAAUAAAAGGAAAAACAGCAGGUCAACAUAGACAGAGAAUUAUGACAGCUAUGUAGAGAGCAGGCCUCAACUAGUCGCAUGGUAGGUCAGACGAAGUACAUGGCAUCUGCUGUCACCAUAGCCGUAUCUGGUCCGGCUCCGUUCCGGCAUUUCCAGUAUGCGGAACCGGCUCCGCCCCCUUUCUGACGCGGCUCUCUCACGCUUUAUAGAGAGACCGCGCCAGAUUCAAGAGGCUUGGUGAUUUCGGAUGUUACUUCCGCAUUCAACGCCGGCUAUGCUUCUCUUCGUUCCUAACGUGUACCGAACCUUGGAUUGUUGUAACACUUCCGCAUUCAACCCCGGCUAAGCUUCUCUUCGUUCCUAACGUGUAACGGAUUGUUGUAACGGACUUUUGCCUUCUCAUUGCCCUCUGACCACGGACUGUAUUGGAUUUACCGGAUCUCUACUUAUUUCCUUGUCAAACAUCCUUUGGACUCAAUCUAUUCAGUUCCAUGGAGGACAACUCCCAUAAAUCUUAAGUAUACAAUUUACUUCUAUCUCUGAAGGUUUACUUAUUAAUGAAUUUUUACUUGCUUGUUAUAACCUGCAUUUACUAAAGCAUUAUUGCAAUCAUUAAAGCCUUUUCUUUUCCACUAAUUGCCUGCAACCUCCACCUUGCUUUAAAGCUACAGUAACCUUAUUAAUUUAAAGGAUUUCUCCUCUUUUUGCUAUUGUAAUUAAGGAGUUUUACAUGCUACAGUUGAGUUCCAAAUCCAAAACCUCUUGUGACAUAACAGAAUCACCAAGCCUUAAACAUGAAACCAGCAGAUGUGAAUUCCCAAAUGAUCUAUUUAACCCAAAGAGUAGACAUGCUCACUCAAGGCAUGCAGGAUUUGCAAAUUGCUAAUGAGAGACUUUUUUCUUAUAUUAGAGAAAUGCAAAACAAGGUCACUCAUUCUUCAAGUGACCCUGCUGUCUGCAGCCCAGAGAAGUUUUUUGGAGAUCGUUCCAAAUAUAGAGAAUUUCGGAAUUCUUGUAAAUUAUUUUUUACUCUUAAACCCAGGUCAUACCUCACUGACAGAAUUGAAGUCUGUUCAAUAAUAUCCUUCCUAAGGGGAGAACCUAUGUCCUGGGCACAUUCCUUCCUGGAAAAUGAGGAUCCCAAUAUGGAUUCAUUAGAUGAUUUUAUUGAGGCAAUGUCACUUCUCUAUGAGGACCCAAAUAAACAAGCUACUGCUGAUCUUACUAUUAGAUCUAUACAGCAAAGAAAUCGACCUGUAGAAGAUUAUAUAGCUGAGUUCAAACGAUGGGCUUUGGAAACCCAAUGGAAUGAUAUAGCUCUGCGCAAUCAGUUCCGUCUAGGAUUAUCUGAAACAGUUAAAGAUGAAUUAUCUAGAACCACUCUCCCUCCAACGCUUGAUACAUUAAUUCAAAUCUAUAUCAGUAUAGACUGAAGAAUCAGAGAACGUAAAGCAGAGAAAGCACUCACUAAUUCACUUUGGAAAAAAACCCAGUCCUCCCAUACGAAUUCCUAAUAAAUCCCUGCAACCAACUGAACCUAUGGAAAUUGGGUUUACUAGGGGACCUCUGUGUAUUGAAGAAAAAAACAAGAAGGAGAGAAUUAAAUCUCUACAUGUAUUAUGCUUCGAAUGAACAUCUUUUACAAGAAUGUCAUCUAUUAAAACGCUCUAAGGGAGGUAAGGCUAGAAUUAAUACCUCAAUACUGAAAACCCUUCCCUCUUCCUCCUCUCAUCAGUUUGCUGUAUUUCUAAUUUUACAGUGGGACAAAGAAAGAAUCAAGACUGAGGCCAUUAUUGAUUCUGGAGCUACGGGGGUGUUCAUAGACUCUUCAUUUGUGGAAAACAAUAAAAUUCAUUGUGUGCAAAAAACAUCUUUUGUCUCUAUCAGAGUUAUUGAUGGUUCUUUAAUACCCUCUGGUCCCAUAAAAAAUGAAACUAUUCCUAUUUUGACAACUAUCAACCAUAACCAUUCAGAAUUUCUCGUUUUUGAUGUUGUGAAAUCCCCCCUUUUUCCAAUCAUCGUGGGUAUCAACUGGUUACAAACUCAUGAUCCCCUCAUCCGUUGGGCUCCCUUCUCUCUCUCCUUUGAAUCAGAUUACUGUAAGGAUAAUUGUCUUCCACAGAUUCCUAUACUUCAAUUAAGUCAAGAAAAUUGAAUACCUAAACAAUAUUCGGACUUCUCUGAUGUUUUUAGUAAAAAAGAAUCUGAAUCCCUUCCUUCUCAUAGGAUAUAUGAUUGUCCUAUUGAUCUCAUUCCUGGUGCUCCCAUCCCUUAUGGUCACAUAUACCCUCUUUCUGAGAAGGAAUUAGGAACCCUUAAGGAGUACCUUGAAGAAAACCUCCGUAAAGGAUUCAUACGUCCUUCUACCUCUCCUGCUGCUUCCGGGAUCUUCAUCGUAAGGAAUAAAGAUCAAACUAUACGUCCUAUAAUUGACUACCGUCCAUUAAAUAAAAUAACUGUUAAAAACCGUUACCCUCUACCUUUGAUUCCUGAACUUAUUGAAAGAUUAAGAACGGCAACUAUCUUCACCAAACUUGACCUCAUAGGGGCUUACAACCUAAUUAGGAUAAAGGAAGAUGAUGAAUGAAAAACGGCUUUCCGUACUAGAUAUGGCUUCUUUGAAUAUCUUGUAAUGCCAUUCGGACUCUGUAAUGCUCCUGCUACUUUCCAACAGUUUAUCAAUUAUAUUUUCAGAGACCUCUUAGACACUUGUGUCAUUAUUUAUCUAGAUGAUAUUUUAAUUUAUUCUGAUAACCUUAAAGAUCAUAGGAAGCAUGUACGCUGUGUACUAUCCCGUUUAAGAAUUCACAAACUCUGUGCUAAACCAGAAAAAUGUUUAUUCGAAGUUAAAGAACUCAACUUUCUUGGCUAUGUUAUUUCACCUCAUUCAAUAAGAAUGGAUGAUUCUAAAAUAAAAUGCAUUCUUAAUUGGCCAAUUCCUUCCUCUACCAAAGAUGUCCAAAGAUUUCUUGGUUUUGCAAAUUUUUAUAGGAAGUUUAUCAAAAAUUUCUCUGAGAUAGCUCAUCCUCUCCAUAUCCUUGCUGGUAAUAAAUAUCCCUUUUGUUGGAAUAACCACACCCAAGAUGCUUUUGAUGCCUUAAAAGGUAGAUUUACAACUGCUCCUAUAUUACAUCUUCCAAAUCCUUCAUAUUCUUAUGUCCUAGAAGUAGACGCAUCUGAAAAUGCUAUUGGAGCGUUUCUCUCUCAACAAAAGACUCCUCAAGAUCCUCUCCAUCCUGUUGCUUUUCUUUCAAGAUCCUUGACCUCGGCCGAGAAGAACUAUCCUAUCGGAGAAAAAGAAUUAUUAGGCAUAAAAGUAGCUUUUGAGAAGUGGCGUCAUCUUCUAGAGAGAAAUGAAAUUCCUAUCAUUGUCUAUACAGAUCACAGGAAUGUUGAAUACCUCCAUACCAACAAAACAUUAUCUUCCAGACAAAUAAGAUGGAAUCUUUUUUUUGAUCGUUUCAAUUUUCAAAUAGUCUAUAGACCUGGAUCUCGUAACAAAAAGGCUGAUGCUCUUUCCAGAAUCCCCUGUAAUCCUUCCUCAGAAGAGAAAGCCUUCUCUAUAUUGUCAAACAAUAAAUUUAUUGGACUUACAUCUACCAUAUUGGACGAACUGAAACAAUUAUCUCUUGAAGAACUUGAAUUACCCUCCACUCCUAAAGUAUUCAAAAAGGAUGGAAUCUUUUAUUUCAAAAAUAGGAUUUAUAUUCCUCCAAAACUGCAGAACAAACUUCUAAAAUUAAUUCAUGAUUCUCCACUUGCUGGACAUCCCGGGAUUAAAAAGACAAUUGAACUCUCAACUAGACAAUAUUGGUGGCCUCGUCAAGAUAAAACCAUUGAAACUUAUGUUAAGUCUUGCCCUGUUUGUCAAAGAUCCAAAGCUGAACAUCACCUUCCUUACGGAUUAUUGAUGGGGUUACCAGUCCCUGUGAAACCUUGGCAAUCUAUUUCUAUGGAUUUCAUGGUGGAACUCCCUCCUUCACAGAAAUACACCACCAUACUUGUCGUUGUAGACCGUUUCACGAAAAUGUCACAUUUCAUUUCCUUAAAAAAGUUACCUACAUCGUCCGAACUUUCCAAAGUCUUCAUAGACAAUAUAAUCAAAUUACAUGGAUUCCCCGAAGAAAUCAUCUCAGACAGAGGUACCCGAUUCACUUCGCGAUUCUGGAAGGAACUUCUGCAUACCAUCCUCAAACCAAUGGCCAAACAGAACGAGUCAAUCAAUGUCUGGAACAAUACCUUCAUUGUUAUUGUACGCAUUUACAAGAUGAUUGGAUUAGUUGGUUACCUAUGGCUGAAUUUGCCUAUAAUAAUUCCAUACACUCAAGCAGCAAGAUGACUCCAUUCUUCUCAAAUUAUGGAUUCCAUCCCUCUCUGUUUCCCGAUGACCCAAAGCAACUUCUAACCCGAUGGUCUCUAUUCAAAAUACUGAAAUGUCUUCAUUGUUUAAACAAUUAAAGAAAAACCUUGAAAGUUCUAUGGUCUUGCAUAAAAAGAAUUAUGAUAUUAAAAGGAGAGCUACUCCUAAAUAUAAAGUUGGUGAUACUGUUUGGCUAUCUUCAAGGAAUAUUUCUACAACCAGUCCUUCAAAGAAACUGAGUCCUCUCUUCCUUGGUCCUUUUCAAAUUGAAUCCGUUAUUAACGAAAGCGCUAUGAAGUUGAAACUCCCUCCUUCGCUUAAGCUUCAUUCCAUUUUCCAUGUUUCCAUUCUUAAGCCUUUUCUCCCUGAUCCCUUCCAUAGAGAACAACUGUCAAAACCUGACCCCAUCAUAGUUCAAGGUGAAAAGGAAUAUGAAAUAGAAAAAAUUCUUGACUCAAGACUUCAUAGAGCUACCUUACAAUAUCUUAUCAAAUGGAAGAGUUAUGGGAUUGAAGACAAGACGUGGGAAGACUCUUCUGAUGUACAUGCAAAAAAGUAGAUUUCUGCCUUUCACAAAUGUUACCCCGAUAAGCCAAUGUAAUAGCACCCUGAGUGUGCUCCUUAGGUGGGGGGUACUGUCAGGCCGUAUCUGGUCCGGCUCCGUUACGGCAUUUCCGGUAUGCGGAACCGGCUCUGCCCCUUUUCUGACGCGGCUCUCUCACGCUUUAUAGAGAGACCGCGCCAGAUUCAAGAGGCCUGGUAAUUUCGGAUGUUACCUCCGCAUUCAACGCCGGCUAAACUUCUCUUCGUACCUAACAUGUACCGAACCUUGGAUUGUUGUAACACUUCCGCAUUCAACGCCGGCUAAGCUUCUCUUCGUUCCUAACGUGUACCGAACCUUGGAUUGUUGUAACACUUCCGCAUUCAACGCCUGCUAAGCUUCUCUUCGUUCCUAACGUGUACCGAACCUUGGAUUGUUUUAACGGACUUUUGCCUUCUCAUUGCCCUCUGACCACGGACCGUAUUGGAUUUACCGGAUCUCUACUUAUUUCCUUGAAACCGGACUGUUUAUGUUAAACAUCCUUUGGACUCAAUCUAUUCAGUUCCAUGGAGGACAACUCCCGUCAAUCUUAAGUAUACAAUUUACUUCUAUCUCUGAAGGUUUACUUAUUAAUUAAUUUUUACUUGCUUGCUAUAACCUGCAUUUACUAAAAAAUUAUUGCAAUCAUUAAAGCCUUUUCUUUUCCACUAAUUGCCUGCAACCUCCACCUUGCUUUAAAGCUACAGUAACCUUAUUAAUUUAAAGGAUUUCUCCUCUUUUUGCUAUUGUAAUUAAGGAGUUUUACAAGCUGCAGUUGAGUUCCAAAUCCAAAACCUCUUGUGACAUAACAAUGUAGCUCUUAGGCAGCUUUUCCAGUGUCAGGAUCAGACGAUCCCUGUGAGUGGCAUGGUUGGUGUGUAGACAGGAAUGUCCAUGUGUGUAAAUGUGGAGCCGUGCCAGAGCUGGGCUCUUCUCCAUCCCAUGGAGUGUGUGUGAGCUUGCACUGUCGUUCCACAGUCUUGGGCUCUAUUGAGGGCCAAGUCCAUUCCACCUUGGGGACACUGCAAUUCCCACCAAUCUGGUAGCUCCAGACACAGUAAUUCAUGUCACUGAAGGCUUUGGGCAACUUUUGAUGUUGUGGAUACCCCCUCCAUGGGUGAGAGAUGAGCACCGGGGUAAAUCCCCUCAAGGCCCUCAACCUGAGAGUGUGGUAUUGGGCAGUUGAUCGUCCGGAGCCUGUAUGCGGACGGGAAGGUCGGGAUCUCUGCUUUGGAGGCUUGUGUCUGGAGGUCUUCCAUGAAGCCAGGCCUGGCUUGAGGCAUGUUUUAUCAGACGGUAAGUGUUGUGGCUCGUUUUCAUGCUGUCCCCUCUCCUCAAGCUGCUUCUGACAGCUGUUUAGCUUUAGCCAGAAGUUUGAGAAUAUUUACUCUAGCCGUGCUAUUGUUGUCACCAUCAUGCUUCCAGCAGGGGAGGUAAGAUGUGCGUCCGCCAUAUUAGGACGCAUUAUAAUAUAGGCCCCGAGUUCCUCGGACGCCUGUGGGGACACGCUUCCACCAGUGGUUUAGCUAGUAGUUGGAUCUCCCUCACUGGCAAGGUGGGCUUAGGGUGCCCAGUCGUGUCCACUUGCUCUGACAGUGGCAGCAACAGGGAGAUCGGCCGCCUCUCCCCUGUCCACCUUCGCAGGUGGGCUGCAGUAGUUGCAUCAGUUUUAGACCACCCCGUAUUGUGACGGGAAGCUGUAAAAGUAGGCACAGUAGGUAGUUGGUCGUCCCCAGUAUCACCAAUGCUAAUUUUCUCAAGAAGAAAGUCAGUAUAUUUAAUGUUUUUUCUGUAUUUAGAUACAGAGCCGGGUGGCGGGGCCGGGCCGCUAUGCUGACCGGUCGCAUGCAAGAGAGGCUCCUGAGGGACUCAGCCCUAUAAGCUGAAAUAUGCGGCUCCUAAGCUAAACUGAACCCGGAAUAAUGACAAAAACAUUACAUGGCUGUUGGUGCUGCAGCAGACCCCGAGAUCUGGAGUUUUUGGAGCCCGGUAGGGCGAAAAAAGACUUUGGUGUCUGCGGCCUAAUCGAGGAAGGAGCGGGGUGGACGGCCGCCAUUUUGCUUUCUCCCCCAGCUAUCACACACCGGCUCUCUGAUGUGGUCCUGUGGUCUCCCGCACUCUGUAGCUAAAAUGGCCGCCACCUAAGCUUCCACAAGAACGCCCGCGAUGAGCAGCCUACAGGCGGAACCCCUACGAAGGCUGUGAAAGGAUUCCUGCCUCCACUCACGGGCUUCACGGUAAAGAAAGCCCUACAGCUGAAAGAGGACUUUUGGCAGCACCCACCCGCAUCCCAGCACAGACGCUCCGGCAACCACUCACCCAAGCCAAAAUCCUUGAGCAGAACAAACCUCACAUUGUCGCCUGACACCUGAGUGGACACACCCGCGGACCCUGAUGCCGACUCCAGCUAGAGCUAGAUCGGAGAAUGCCAGAUAAGAGCCUGUGCUGCAACCUGAGACAGGCAGAGCAGAGAUGGCUGGGUUUAACAUUGGGCUCAGAUGCCUUUUCCUAUAAUGCUUAGCCAAGCCGGUAGAGGGAGGCGGCAGAGGGGUGACCCAGACCAGCUAAACAGUAAAUGAGCCCUUCUCAUUAACUCCUGCCUCCCUAUAUUCCAUGACAAGUCCCCAGUGGCAUGCUAACUACUCUCUUACCUAAUCUGUUUACUACUCCUCAAUUUAGAACAUGCUUAGGCUCCUACAAGUGUUUUUGUAUAUAAUAUGCAAGAUUGAACCUACAAUGCAUGACUUACAAGCCUAGUGUAAAUUAUCUAGCAAGCCUGCUAUUCGACGUUUACUCUCAGUUUAAAUUUCCUUAACUAUUUUCAAACGUACAAUACUCUUGACAUGUUGUGAUUUCCCUCUGAAACACUGCUUGUGCAAACUAACUGACAUGUUACUGCUCAACCAUAAGCUAAUGUAAUGCAAACAAACACUCUUCUUAUGUUAAUCCAACGUAUUUCUGAAUGUUUAAAAAAACAAAAACAAAAAAUGUGCUGUUAUCUGAACUGCCAUACUAACGUUUAUCAUACUGUCAUAACUACACUUGCCAAAGCUUUUGUGGCAAGGCAAGCGUGUACCAUUAACCUGCGCACAACAAAAUAAAGAAUAAUUUUUUUUUUAAAAGAUACAUAGCUCACAUGAGGUGCGACCAUGCGGUAUGGCGGUGUGGCCUUACCCCCAAUAAUGUAUACUUUUAAUUACCCAAUAUGUGCAUUAAUAUUAAUUAUUUAGCAGAUGUUUGACAAAAAAGAUUGUGUUACUUGUGUUUAGAUUAGGUGUAUGUGAAUAUAAUACCAUUUCUGUCUGCAGGAACCCCCACAGAAGAGACAUGGCCUGAGAUAUCUGCUAAUAAAGAAUUUAAAGCAUAUUGUUUCCCACAGUACAGACCUCAACCUCUAAAAAACCACACACCAAGGUACGGUACAUCAGCACAUUAAAGGAACAUCCCAAGCACCAUAACCAUCACAGUAGGUUGUAGUUGUUAUGGUGCUAAGAAUGUCUUGGCACCACACUGUAACGGUUUGACUUAACUGAAAUCAUGAUCUAUGAUCCGCACCUUCUUCUACGGCCAACAGAGAGCUGGAAGCUCUUUUGGUGGUGCAGGUGGGGAUCAGCUGACGCUGUCAGCCAAUGAGUUGUCCCUGCACAGUAGGUGCUUCCAGCUCUCCAAAUUACAAACAGGAGGCAUGGAGCAGGUCCCAGCGGUCCCCAUGUAUGAAGUCAAAUCGUUCUAAAACUGUUUGGCUCCUUCUCCUUACAAUGGGAUCGAUGGUUUAUAGUGUUUUUAAUGUUCCUUUAAACAUAUUCUUUCAUAAGAUGUGAGCUAGAGAACCAUAUCUUUUUGCCUCUAUAUAUAACUAUAUGUAGUUCAAUGUAUAUGCUCACUGUAUUUGACUACAAUAACAAUUUGUACUAUGUUAACCCCUUAAAGACAGAGGCAAUUGUCUGAACCAAAGUUCUGAACCAAAACCAAACCUGGAAUUUGUGAUAUAUGUCUGUUUAUAUGCCCUUUAGAAAUCUCAGGGUCCCCUAAAAUAAGAAUUGUCUGAGCCCCCUCUCGAUACAUAUUCCUUACAACUCACACAUAGAUACACACAUAAACGUUAAAAAAUACACACUCUUCAAGAACAAACACAGCAACACACUGCUGGACACCCAUACACGUGUAUGGAGGCUGUUUGUGGUGUUGCAUGUGUAGGAGUGGCUGUUUGUGGUGUUGUAUGUUUGUAGAAUGCUGUUUGUGGGGUUGCAUGUGUGUGGGUGGCUGCUUGUUUUGUUGAUUGUUUAUGGUAAUGCUUUUGAGGCUGUGUGUCACAGUCACACACUCAUGAAUGCACAUGUAGAGAUGGGUUCACACAUAUACAUAAAGGCACAGGAAAGCAGACAAAUACAGACGCAUUCAUAUAUUCACAUGCAUAUAAAGGCAGAUAGACAUUCAUGGGAUGAUCCGCCAUCCCUGCAGCCUAGCGUGUUCAGCAAUGUCUCAUGAGUGCCCUGCCAUGAACAAGCUUUUUUUUUUUUUUUAAAGUUACAGGGCCAAAUACAAGGCUUGCAAAUUAAAUUCUCUGGAAUUUCGGUCUGGGUUGUCGUGCAUGUCCCAAUAUAUAUAUAUAUAUAUAUAUAUAUAUACAUAUAUAACUACACUUGAAUGAAAUUAUAUAAAUAUUUAUAUAAAAUUUUAUAUAUACCGUAUAUACUCGAGUAUAAGUCGACCCGAAUAUAACUUGAGGCACCUAAUUUUACCACAAAAAAACUGGGAAAACCUAUUGACUCAAUUAUAAACCUAAGGUGGGAAAUGCAGCAGGUACUGGUAAAUUUCAAAAAUAAAAAUAGAUACCAAUAAAGUUACAUUGAUUAAGGCAUCAGUGUCGUACUGGGCAAGAACCACCCUGUUUGUUCUCCUCACCUCCCCCCUGUUUGUUCUCCUCACCUCCCCUUCCCUGUAGCGUGGCCGAGCUCUUCUCCGGUCCGCGGUACAGGAGUUUCUGUUUCCUGUACCUGGCCGGACUGAUAGGAAGUGCACACUGAGUGUGCACUUCCUAUCAGUCCGACCGGGUACAAAAAACAGAUGUUCCUGUACCGCGGACUGGAGAGGAGCUCAGCUACGCUACAGGGAAGGGGAGGUGAGGAGAGAGGCAGUUCUGCAGUCACCUGAGGCUCUCUAUAGAGUGCUUAGGCGGCUGCAGCAUUAACAGGGCUGGCGAUGGGGGUGCAGGGCGCCCCCCCUAUUUCGCCUUAUAGGAAGCGCCGGCCCUACUCACUCGAGUAGAAGCUGAGCGGGGCUUUUUCAGCAUAAAAUAUAUAUAUAAUUUAUGUAUAAUUAUUUGGUUUUAUUAAUUAUGUGCCUGGCAAUUGAGGCAGAGCCAUGGUAGCCAAUCAUGCAAUCCAGUGGAUCCAAGUCAUGUGAUUGCGGUGUCAUAGUGAUCACAUGACUCAAAUCGGCUCUAUUGGCUGCAGAGUGUUGUAAGUAUUUAGACUGGAGGGAGGGCCCGAUCAUUAGGGUGAGUUAUGCCGGCCUAACGGUGUCUAAGCCCUCCUUUUGUAGGACGGCAUAGCAUGUCCUUAUUUUGUGAAAAGGCUAAUAUGUCAAAAUCUGUGGCCAAAAAUAGUUAAAUAUGGUAUUGAUUUACACAGUAGUGGCCUGUAUUUAAGAUGUAAAUAGUUUUUUUUUGUGUGUUUUUUUUUUUAGACUGGACUCAGAAGGUAUUGAUCUAUUGAGCAGCUUACUGCUGGUAAGUGAGCUGAGAAAAUGUGUUAAAGGGACACUAUAGUCACCUGAACAACUUUAGCUUAAUGAAGCAGUUUUGGUGUAUAGAUCCUGCCCCUGCAGCCCCACUGCUCAAUCCUCUGCCAUUUAGGAGUUAAAUCCCUUUGUUUAUGAACCCUAGUCACACCACCCUGCAUGUGACUUGCACAGCCUUCCAUAAACACUUCCUGUAAAGAGAGCCCUAUUUAGUCUUUCUUUAUUGCAAGUUCUGUUUAAUUAAAGGGACUCUCCAGGCAGAGGAUUUUAUUCAUCUGGUUCCAGCGCCGGGAGCCUCGUGAAGCUGCGCCCCCUAUUUCGUCAAAAUGACGAAAUAGGCGGGCGCGAGCAGGGAGCAAUCAGAUGCUUCCAUAUGAAAGCGUCAUUGCUCCCUUGUGCGCAUUCGCAGCUUCGCCGCACAUGUGCACAUUCAUGCCACCCUCUGAAGUCUUGAGUGUACAUUCAUGCCGCCCUCUGAAGUCCUGAGCGCACUACUGACAGCUCAGCUCGCGGUCUUUGCCCACCCCCUCUCCUCUGCUGACAGAUCCGUCUGAUGUGUACAAGGCCUUUUUAGGGCCCUACAUGAUAGGAAGUCCCUCUGGUGGCCGUCUGAGUGACGGCCACUGGAGGUAUUCCUAUCAAUCAAUGUAAACACUGUAUUUUCAGAGAAAAUACAGUGUUUACAUUAGAUUGCCUGCAGGGAGCUAUAGAUCUCACCUGAACAACCUCAUUAAGCUGUAGUUGUUCAGGUGACUAUAGUGUCCCUUUAAGAUUUUCUUAUCCCCUGCUAUGUUAAUAGCUUGCUAGACCCUUCAAGAGCCUCCUGUAUGUGAUUAAAGUUCAAUUUAGAGAUUCAGAUACAAUUAUUUAAUGUAAAUUACAUCUGUUUGAAAGUGAAACCAGUUUUUUUUUCAUGCAGGCUCUGUCAAUCAUAGCCAGGGGAGGUGUGGCUAGGGCUGCAUAAACAGAAACAAAGCGAUUUAACUCCUAAAUGACAGUGAAUUGAGCAGUGACAUUGCAGGGGAAUGAUCUAUACACUAAAACUGCUUUAUUUAGCUAAAGUAAUUUAGGUGACUAUAGUGUUCCUUUAAGAUUCUUCAACUCAAUGCUUUUCAUUUUAUUCAUCUAAAAUGUGGUCAGCUGUGCUAGGGACACAGCUUGCAGCUCUGAUAUAUACAGUCCUUACAUUUUGAAUAUUCAUGUUUUAAACUUUAUCACAUGCUAGAAGCAAGAUUGUAUGCACAUUUAUCUUGUUCACUUGUUAAAUAAAAUAAUAGCUCAGCUGGUAAAUACCUCCACCAUUAUAUCCCCUUAGCCUUAAGACAGUAAUGCUGGUAAAUAAUACUGAUCAAGGAACAGCGCACACAGACAUUUUUUUUUUUUUUUAUAUGUGCGCAGUUCUUCAAUCUGUAAAAUGUAAGGAUUUUGGUCUUUAGCACCAUUCCCCAAUUCCUUUUUGUCUUUACUAAGUAAUACUGGUAAGGUCCACUCACAGGAAUCUCAAAACAUCACAUGCUUGACAAUAUCAGGGAUAUAUCAUAUAUAAAACAAUGUUGCAAAACAUUGCUUCAUCAGCUACUGAUUGCUCUUUCUUAAAGGGACACUCAAUUGUUAAAAAUACUUUUCUUUUUAACAUUAGAGUUAUUCUUUAUGUGUUAGAUUAAUGCCCCCCAAGUGUGGCAAUUGCUGCACAGCACUAAUCCGAUGCUUCUCAUAGAGAUGUCUUCACUUCUGCUGAAUACAGUAGGUCACCUACCACCUGUCCUCUUGAAAUUUGAGCAGUAUUAUGUUUUUAAAAGUACCAGUUGUUCUAGAAACCUUAAAAUAUGUACAAGGGGACAUUUAGUUAACACCUAAAGCGGUUCAGGAAUUGUUCUAGAAACCUUAAAACAUGUACGAGGGGACAUUCAGUUAACACCUAAAGCAGUUUAUGGAAUGUCCCUUUAAUCUAAUAUUUUCCAAAAAUAAUAGUGUCAAUUUAUAUGAGAAAUAAUUGAAUCAUGGUAUUUCUUCUCUUUUUACAGUAUGAGCACAAGAAGCGGAUCUCAGCUGAAGAAGGUUUCAGACACCCUUAUUUUAAGAGCCUCGGCGAGAGAGUACUUACCCUACCUGACAGUAAGUCCUUCAUGGUAUCUGAAUAAGUGACAUACUAAUAUUAAUUAACGACAUAUUAAUGUAUAAUUAUACAUCACUAUAUCUAUUGAAAAGGAUUUAUCAAGCCAAAUCAGGCUCUAUUCUGGGGUCUAAAUGUUGAGAAACGUUCUGUUGGUUUUGCCCCACGUGUUUUAUCCUUGAUAUAUCUCCCAUACUAUGACGAUUAGAUACACUUGUUUGUUUACUGUAUCUUAAUAUGAUUGCUAAACCUGUGCGUAUAUGUAAACUUUGUAUUCAUUGUGUUUCAUUUGUUCCACUCCUCCUCUUUUAAAGCCUAUAAUCUAUAUUCCAAUUAAUUUAAUUUAAGACGAGAGAUUUAACAGUGACUUUUUAGAGUGGGAUUUCCAAAACAUGAUAAUUUUAAAGUAAUUGGACAAGGACUAAGUGGGUUAAACGAGCUGGUUGAAGCACAGAUGUGUAUCUUUUCAUAGUUACAUUAAUUAUAGACUAUUGCACGUCAGUUAGAUGGUUAGUAACUCAUGUGGGUUUGCACCAAACUAGAAUUGACAAGGGAAGUUUAUUAAAAAAUAGCAGUUAGGUUAAUUAAUCGAAAACCUUUCCACUUCAGACACUUUGGUCUUAAGUUUGCAUUUCUGGUUCUAUGAAUAAACCCUCCGGGUAUUAUCUGUUAAAAUGUGUAUUAUUACUGUUGUAGCACAGCCAUUUUUCACACUGUUGAUGGCUUACUUGUUUACCUGACAGCUGACUGUCACAAUACAUAUAACUGAUUUGCAACUAUUCUAUCUCAUGUGUCUAAAAUUCCUCAUUUUAAUACCAUUGUAAGACCUAGAACAUUCUCUAAUUGUUUUACAGCUACCUCAAUCUUCACUCUUAAAGAAAUUCAGCUUCAGAAGGACCCAGGUCAUCGUGGAUCGAUUUUCCACCACACAGGUACCACCUAAAAACCCAUAUCUGAUUAAAAUGAUACACAGAGGGGCUUGAUCUUGUGGGUGAUGGAUAGAAGAUAUCAUAAAUGAUCAGGAUACAAUAUACAUUAUAUAAACAAAAGUAUUAGGACACAUAAAGUCACAGAGUGGGAUCACCGAGUGCUAAGGUGCAUGGUGCAGUGCUACGGAAUUGCUGGCACUAUAUAAACAAUAAAAUAAUAAUAAUGGUGCCAACGCUCUGCUGAUUCCAUAGCUGAAGAGUCCCUAACUUCGACAGGCAUUAAUAUCAGAAGAAAAACUGUGUUCACCAAGUAAAAUGUCAAGCAUUGUGUAAUGUAACUAGGCCCUUUAUUUCCUGUGAAGGAAAACCUUAGUGCUACUGCAUACCAAGACUUUUUGGACAAUGCUAUGUUUCCAAUUUUGUGGGAACAGUUUGAGGAAGGCCCUUUUCUAUUCCAGUAUGACUGUGCCCCAGUGCACAAAGCGACGUCCAUAAAGAUACAAUUGGAUGAGUUUAGUGUGGAAGAACUUGACCGGCCCGCACAGAGCCCUGGCCUCAACCCCAUCGAUCACCUUUGGGAUAAACUGGACUGAGAUUGUGAGCCAGGCCUUCUCGUCCAACAUCAGUGCCUGACUUCACAAAUGCUCUACUGGUUAAAUGGGCAAAAAUGGAAACAGAAACACUCCAAAAUCUUGUGGAAAGCCUUCCCAGAAGGGUGGAAGCUGUUAUGGCUGCAAAGGGAGCAUCAUCUACAUGUUAAUGUCUAUGUAUCUAGAAUACAAUGUCAUAAACAUCCCUGUUGGUGUAAUGGUCAGGUGUCCCAAUAUAUUUGUCCAUAUAGUGUAUUUUAUUCCUAUAGAGAAGAGUGCAGCCAUAUUAAUCUGUUUCUCGGUUAGUAAGGCAGAGAUACUGAUAUCUAUUUAAAGGGAAGAGCCUACUAAUUUUUCCUACAAGAAAGCCUUCAACAUACAGUAUAACCUGAAAGAUCUAGAAGCUGUAAGAAUAGGUCACUACUCCUACACCUUACUAGGUCUGCCUGUGUUGUAUUUUGAAGUUCUUCACAUACUGGGAGUACUACAUAUAGAUAGGUUUACUACGCACAAACAAUCAGUGAUAUAUACAGUUUAUUUACAUAAUGAAAUGAUCUCUUCUCUCCACAGCCCGUGGGAAGACCAGAAGACAGAGUAUAUUUUAAAGCAAAACAGAAUUGUGACUCAAGAUAACUUUUACUUCUCUGCUACUGAGAUGCCUGCACUUUGAGUAUUAACUUUAAUUGAAUUAAGCUGCAGAGGACCUAGUGCCAAAUGUACUGUUUUUUGUAGGGACCAAUGUAAGGUGCAGGGACCAGAGGAAAGUAAAACUCAAUAUAUCGCUAUUCACACCCCACAAAUGCCUUAUUAACAUUUCCAUACAAGAAGGGUAGACUAAGCUAAAUGUCACCAUUGCCCUAAGUGCACCUGUCUUUUCCUUUUAAUCGGAGGUAGAAUCCAUAGCAAUGAAUUAUACAAAGCUAUAUCCUGUAUCGCACUUCCUAUCAAAGUGGCUCACAGAACCCAACUUUAAUUUAGAUUUUUAACAUCCAAUUUUGGACCCAAACCCAUAAAACAAACUGUUUUACCUCAAAGAAAAACGGUGUUAUGUAGAGCACAUAUUUAUAGAUCUCUCUUGUUUUUGGGGUACGUUUACAUAAUUCAGAGGUAAAAUUUCUAUAUCACUCACAGCCAUCUUAGUUUUUCUUUACAACAUGUUUCUUUACCUUUACUAACUGUUAAAUCAUUAUUAUAUAUUUUGGGGAUACAUAGCUCCUUAGGAUGAAUGCUAUCAAGCUGUGGAGGUCAGGAGCUGUAAUAAGAGUAGCAUAUGAGUUACAGUGGCUAUGGUGCUGUGGUGCUCCCUCAUUAUAAGGAGUCAAAUUGUGUUAGAAGCCGCCCCCCACCUCCCUUUACAGUUCAGUGAAAACCAGAAGCUCCUAUUCAGCGCUCCUCAAACUUGACAAAAAUAUGCAGAGUAUGUUCAUCCAAUCGGAAAUAACCUUUAUACUGAACUUAAAUAAUAUUGACUGCAAACUGGUUUUCCUUUUAAAGAAUUAUGUUCAAAUACAUAAUUUUGUUCCAACUACCUGUGCAUACGGAGAUCAUCACCAUUGUCGCACUCCUUGUUAGUGUAGGCUGAGGUUCUGUACUGCUAGUCUAAAACUUGUGUAUAAAAAACAAAUACAAUUCAUAAGAGGCACAUCCUAUCACAUAGAUGCAAGGGUAUAAGAAUAUUUAUGGGCUAUAUAAGUGACUCAUUCAUUUAGUUUGAUGUGCCCCCAAACUCUUGUGAACUGGAUAUUAUUUAUUAUGAUGUUAUUAAUUCAAAGCUUAAUUAUGAUCCUUGUUAUCCAGGAGGCUUUAGUAAGUCCAGUUGUAUGGAAAUGUGCAUUAAAGUGUAUUAUAAUUUACACAUAUAAACAAGCAAUCAUAGGACUCCUUUACAAAAUAGGUUUGCCAUUGUACAUGAUGUCCUGUGGCUUCUUCUGCAAACACACUUCCUUAACUACAUUGUACCCUCCUCUCCCCUAAGGGUCCUGCACUUUAUAGUAGCACUUCCUGAGUAUAUCUUAGAAGUCUCCUACUGCUGCUCUCCUGUCUUAGAAGAAAGAGUGAGUGUGCCAUGUGAUGAAUUGCUAGUUUUGCAUUAAUCUGAUGUGAUCUAAUAAAAAAAAAAAAAACUGUAAAAGUGAAAGAGUGAAAUAUAAACUUAUAAUGUGAGUCUCCUGAUCUCUAAGUAUAGAAGUGUGGGGACUACAGGAAGACCUCCAGAACUCCACUCCCCCAAACCCUAUUCUGUGCCUGAGAAUUAGCAGCGCUGCCUGAUUGUGAUUAUUAAUGGUUUGUAUCAUAACAAAGCAGCAAAGUAUAAUUGUGAAAUGUGUUUGUAUGCGUGUAUGAAUAUAUAUAUAUAUAUAUAUAUAAAUCUAUAUAGCUAUAUAUUAUACACAGUUGUGUGCUAAACGCUAUUAAAAAAAAACUGUUUGACUUUCCGAAUGAACACUAUAGAAAGAUGUAAUAUAUUUAUAUAUACAUAUUUAAAGUUUUAUUCUUAAAGAUUUAUUAAUUUAAAAAAAAAGAAACUUCAGGAUUCCAAAGUGAAAACUAUGACUUAGAUUUAUUGAGCAGUAUACAGAAAUACAUGUCUUGUGCUGCAAACCCUAUGUGAGAAUGAACAGGUGAUUUAUUUAACGUCUGUAAUAAUUCUGUACUUGAUAAUAUGACUCUAGAAAAUAAUAUGUUUGCAGGAGUUUUUUUUUUUUUGUUUCCCUGCCGUGUAUAAAUCUAAGCUUUUGUUUUCAAGAGAAAUGCUUUUACUGAAACGAUAUGACAGAGAUUGUACUCCAAAAACUCCACACAGAAUGUUUUCUACUGAUAUUUAGAUUUUUUUUUUUUGUAUUUGACAUUCUGUGAUGACCUCUAUUGACAUUGCAUAAAAAUUAUUUGUGAACUGUGAAUGUUACAGAAUAAAAUUGAAAUAAAACAUUAUUUGCAGAAUGUGCAUGGAUUGCAAACAAAAAAAAAAUUGCUUUUCAUUCUCUUAAUCAUAAAAGCGAAUUGCAACUGAUUGUUGGAAGACAUACUUUUUCCUGUGUAUUUGCAGUGACAGGCUUAUUUUACAUCUGAAGUAUUUGAAAAAUGUUUAUACAAGAUUUAUAUACUUAUUAAAGAAUACUAAUCUCAAG